Macrosiphum euphorbiae (potato aphid) is the source of this 1335-nucleotide messenger RNA. The record is from the annotation of a GenBank genome assembly. Lineage: Eukaryota; Metazoa; Arthropoda; Insecta; Hemiptera; Aphididae.
AUGAGUAUUAUAUCGAUAAUAAAAAAAAAAUGCCAGAAAAACGAAUUGACCGACGACGAGAUCAAAUUUUUCGUAAAAUGUACAGUGGAUGGAUGUAUAGAUCAAUGUCAAAUCGGAGCGAUGUUAAUGGCCUUGUAUUUAAACGGCUUGACCAAUGCCGAGGUCUACAACAUGACCACGGCUAUGGCGAAUUCAGGCAAAAUACUCAAAUUUAGAUCGUCUGCAAUCGUCGUGGAUAAACACAGCACCGGAGGCGUCGGGGAUAAAGUCUCAAUUCCGCUAGUACCUGCGCUGAGUGCCGCCCAAGAAGAUUUUAUUAUACCUAUGGUGUCGGGCAGAGGACUCGAGUUUACGGGUGGCACGUUGGACAAACUCGAGAGUAUUCCUGGAUUUUCCUCGUUUAGUUUCGACGACCAACAGCUGUUAGACAUGGGCAAUAAUUUUGGAUGUUUUAUUGUUGGCUCAGACGAUUUAUCGCCGGCCGAUUCUGUUCUAUACACAGCUCGAGAUGUCACUGCCACGGUCGACAAUGCUGGAUUAAUUAUAGCGUCUAUAAUAUCUAAAAAAGCAGCCGCCGGUAUUAAAUAUUUAGUACUCGAUUUAAAAGUAGGAUCAGCAAGUUUUUUCCAUUCAAUCGACGAAGCUAAAUCCUUUGGAAAGCAAUUUGUUAUAGUGGCUAAACUGAUGGGCAUUGAAUGUAGAGCAUUGAUGACUAGAAUGUCAGCACCAAUUGGUAAUUAUGUUGGUAAUUCUUUGGAAAUAUUAGAAUCCAUAAAUUGUUUGAGGGGAAAAGGGCCGAAUGACUUACAAGCUCUCGUUGAACUAAUCGGCGGACAUCUAUUAGAAAUGACUCAUAAAGUAAGUUCGGUGAAUGAAGGUUGUAAGCGGAUGGCUGAGUCGUUAAAUAACGGAACAGCUUUAGAAAAGUUCAAGCAAAUGUUAAUCGAAUUGAGAGUCGACGAGAGGAUAGCAGAUGAGUUAUGUUAUGGCAGUACAACUUCCGUUUUACCAAUGGCCAAAUACGAGAUCGAAAUUAAAGCUCUUACUUCAGGUUACGUGAAUGGCAUACAUGGUAUAAAUAUUGCUAAAGUCUGUAACAAAUUGGGCGCCGGAAGACAAUUUUCUAAUCAAGCGAUUGAUCCAGCGGUCGGUAUUCGCUUACUUGUAAAAAAAGGCGAUCGUGUGGAUAUAGAUACUGUUUGUAUGGUUUUAUAUCAUAAUGAGAUUGAUUUUAAUGAAUCAUAUUUAAUUUUACUACAACAAUCGAUUGAAAUAGUGAAUGAAAUUGUAGAGCCAGAAAAUAUUUUACUGGGAGUUAUUGAUUGUAAUCAAUAG